GGAAGAAAGGAGUUUGAGUUUUGACCAUCCAUGGUGAUCGUCUUUUUCUUUCUUCUUUCUUCAUUUCGUCUCCCUCACUCCACUCAGCUUCUCUUUUCUUUUCCCCUUAUCUUCUCCUGGACCCCUCAUGCAUAACUAGAAGCUCUAGCACAGGAGGGUGUGCCAAAAACACAGAAGACAUGAAGAUUGUUGGGGUGCUUCUCUUUCUCUUCUUCUCCACGUUUCUUACUCUCGGCUCUGCAGCUCCUUCGUCUUCUUCUCCCUCAGUUAAUAAUUCUACAUGUCCCAUGGAUCUGAACUAUGUGCUGAGAAUUCCGUGGAACUCUUCCAUGUGCCAAAAUUUUCAUCCUCUGCAUUCUGUAAGCGACACUCGAACAAGCCAUUGUUGCCAAACUUUACUGUCCCUAAUUGGCAUAGGGCUUGCUCAGCACCUUAAAGAAACCUCCAUGUUCAACCUCCCAGAUAUUCGUACUUCCAAUUCUUGCCUCCGUGACUUCCAAUCCAAGCUCUCUUCCCUCUCUCUCCCUGAAGACCUUACCUCGGCUUGCUUCGACCCGCUUCAAUUUGUGGUUAGCCCUAACGUCUGCGCGGGGAUCCAAACGAUUCGUGAUUGGAUCGGGAAGCUCGGAGAAACGACGCCACUUAACCGGGGAUGCAAACCGGACCUUACUGACCUUACUCUCUGUGGUGCGUGCGUGGCGGCGGGGUUUCAGGUUCAGCAGGAACUCACAAAUAUUGAUGGUAAUUCUUCACACGCCACAAAUUGCUUUCGCUUUGCUAUUUUGUAUGCCGCUGGUAUUGUGAAUGAGUUUGGGCCGAUGAGUAAUGGUGCUGUGACGUGCAUUUUUGGCAUGUCGGUUUAUCCAACGUUGGAUUCUGAAGAAAGUGGUCGCCAUCAAGCUCUUGUGUUUGGGUUAACCGGAGCUGGGGUUGGGUUGUUAGUCAUGUUCGCUUUGUUGGGUCUGUAUCUAUGGUAUGAUAGGAGGGGGAGGAGGAGAAAACAUGAGAGUUUUCAGUUUGAUAUUGAUCCUGAAGAGCAAGGAUCUAGGCCUAGAAUGAGGCCUAAUACGGGAUCAAUAUGGUUUAAGAUUGAGGAGCUUGAGAAGGCUACCAAUGGCUUUUCAUCUAAAAACUUCAUAGGAAGAGGUGGAUUUGGGAUGGUUUACAAGGGAACCUUGGCUGAUGGAUCAGUGGUCGCAGUUAAAAGGAUUUUGGAAUCUGAUUAUCAAGGGGAUGCUGAGUUCUGUAAUGAGGUUGAGAUUAUUAGUAAUCUGAAGCACCGUAAUUUGGUGCCACUUAGAGGGUGUUGUGUGGUAGAAGAUGGUGAGAAUUUUGAGGAAAGAGGUCAAAGAUAUCUUGUUUAUGACUACAUGCCAAAUGGUAACCUUGAAGACCAUCUCUUCCUAUCAUCAGUGGGCAAUCAAAAUGAAAAGAGAUCACUGACUUGGCCACAGAGAAAAGGCAUAAUUGUGGAUGUGGCAAAGGGGUUGGCUUACUUGCAUUAUGGAGUUAAGCCUUCAAUUUAUCACAGAGACAUCAAGGCCACCAAUAUACUACUCGAUGCAGAUAUGAGGGCAAGAGUUGCAGAUUUUGGGCUUGCCAAGCAGAGCAGGGAAGGUCAGUCUCAUCUCACUACUAGAGUUGCUGGAACUCAUGGAUAUCUAGCCCCAGAGUAUGCACUAUAUGGUCAGCUCACUGAGAAGAGCGAUGUCUAUAGCUUUGGUGUGGUUGUUUUGGAGAUAAUGUGUGGGAGAAAAGCUCUUGACUUAUCCUCAUCAGGAUCCCCAAGGGCAUUCUUGAUCACAGACUGGGCAUGGUCCUUGGUUAAAUCAGGGAACAUAGACGAGGCUUUAGAUGCUUCCCUUUUAAAAGAUGGUGAUUGUCCUACUUCAAAUCCUAAGAGCAUAAUGGAAAGGUUUUUGCUUGUGGGGAUUCUAUGUUCUCAUGUGAUGGUUGCUUUGAGGCCAACGAUUUCUGAAGCUUUGAAGAUGUUGGAAGGUGAUGCCGAAGUUCCAGAAAUCCCUGACCGGCCUAUGCCUCUUGGACACCCUUCAUUUUACAAUGAUGAUAACAAUACUUUUAGCAUAUCUCCAGCAUUAAACGGCCCAAAAUUGCGUAAUGGAGACAUGCUCAGGUUCAUGGGAGAUAAUUGAUCACUUCAGAAGGAUCUGAGGCCCAAGAUCUAACUUCCAGAGCCUAUCCCUCCCUCUUAUUUUUUUUCUUUUCAUGUGUGCGCCAUUUAAAAGGAAAAAAAAAAAAGCUCAAGCUUUUUGUUUUUUUGUUUUUGUUUUAAUCUCAACUUCUUUUGAUUCA
Neltuma alba is the source of this 2313-nucleotide messenger RNA. RefSeq names its product probable receptor-like protein kinase At1g11050. Gene Ontology annotation, biological process: protein phosphorylation. The record is from RefSeq and is a predicted model, not a curated record. Gene Ontology annotation, molecular function: protein kinase activity; ATP binding. NCBI's taxonomy places the organism in Eukaryota, Viridiplantae, Streptophyta, Magnoliopsida, Fabales, Fabaceae. Bases 180 to 2153 code for a protein of 657 amino acids. The transcript has 2 exons.